AUGUAUCACAGGUUAGUCCAGAAGCUUGAAGCCCUUGCUACGGCGCCACACUUGACAAAUGCAAAUGUUUCCUCCAAACUCUACAAAUUCUACUUCGAUCCACCGCCGUGUUUCAUCGCAAAACUUUCUCCAGAAUUGCUCUCCGAAAUAUUUAUUCUCCGCUGUCAGGGAAACCUCAGCAACGCCAGUGUCAUCGCCUCUGUUUGUACACGGUGGCGUGAUGUUGUAAUCGCCGAGUCCAGGCUCUGGGUGUCCAGGAUAUCUGUGGAUGUUGACGACUUGGGCGAACUGUGCGCCGUUUCAUACAUCCAUUCGCCGAGCAUGCUUUUGUCCACCGCCCUCAGACGAUGGGAAACAAUCAAGCUCGACUUCUGUUUCGUCACUAAUGACGUUCACGGAAAAGCGUUAGCGAUGUCCCUUUUCUCGACUCUGCUACAACAUCGGUCCCGCUGGAGGUCGGUCUACCUAUGCGUCAGCCCGUUAUCGCAUGUUAUUAUCCCAUGGUGCUAUAAAAGGGACUUCUGCAGUCUUGAGUCAUUCACCAUCGAUAUCCCUGGUUGCCAGGAGCCCGUCCACUAUGAAUGGAUGUAUGAUCUACUGUCCAAAAUCGGUCACGCUCCUAGUCUCGCUUCCCUCAAUGCACCUAUAUUCCCGUACAAUCUUUCUCAUCGCCGCAUCUUACCAUCGAAUGCGUUUUCUCAACUGACGCACUUCGAGGCACAACAAUGCGACCUAUCUUCCUUUGUCGAGCUCAUUUUGAGCGCUGCACGCACUUCUCUCGUAUCGUGCAGCGUUACGAGCUUCGCCUUCAGCGUGCCCUUCUUCCAGGCAGCAUUUUUAUUGCCCAAACUGGAAGCUUUAACACUGCCAUUCCCAGGCAGUAAUAGCUUUUAUUAUGACCGGGUCUUCAGUUCACUGCUCGUCCCUGAGCUGAAGGAGCUGACGCUUUGCGGACAUUUCUGUCGCAAUGGAGGCGAGAUGGAGUUGAUUAGGAGGCUGAUCAAGAAGUCGGGUUGCCAGGUCAAAAAAUUGCAGCUUGCGCCUAUGACAGUGACAGACCUCGAAUUUGCUCGAUCUAUAUUGGUAGGCAUACCCUUAAUUACACUUACAGAUACUUGA
Molecule: messenger RNA, 1119 nt
Organism: Marasmius oreades (fairy-ring Marasmius)
Lineage: Eukaryota; Fungi; Basidiomycota; Agaricomycetes; Agaricales; Marasmiaceae
Exons: 3
Coding region: 1-1119 (372 amino acids)
Source: RefSeq, a predicted model, not a curated record